GUCAAAUUUUAGACAAAAAUUUGAAGAAGGAGCAGUUAAAAGCCCUUUUAUGGCUGGUCGAGUGAUUGCACUCCCUUCAUCCUUUGGCGUGUAGACUUUAUUUGAGAGCAUUCACACCGAGAAGAGCCGAGGUCAAGCAAGGCCGAGACCUAAAUAUGGCGGACCUACAUGAAAGGAGAACCGCGUAAUCUUUUAAUGGUCUCUCAAUGACAUUCAUUGACAUUUAUUGAGAGACCAUUUAGGGAUUAUGACUGGACCUAGGCUCUUCACGAUGUGAAUGCUCUCAUUGAGUAGAAUAAGAUACUAGUAGGAGUGGUUAAUAUGCGUUACUAGGAAUCCAUUAAGGCUCAGCUAAAAAUGUACCUUUAAACUCUAGACUUACAGUUCUUUAUUUAGUCCACUGAAGACAGUGAAUUAUUAACGUCAACAUGAAGUCAAUUAUUGUAUAGUACACAGCUGGACCUAGAAGGAUAUAACUAGACAAUGCUGACAUAACUCAAGUAUAGGCACCAUCAGUGUAGGCCCUAUAGGCACUUAAUGUCUUCUACACGGAGUACAGUGGAAAAAUCAGAAUGACCCCCACCGUGAGGAGUAAAACACAACCAGUCGUACCGGGAAGCCAUGCCCGUCCUGGAUUCGGAAGCCAAACAUUUCGAGCAAUAGCAGUGGUGCAGUUUGUUCUUGGUAGCUUGUGUAUCAUCGUGGGCAUUGUGGAUAAUCUGACCAAGAGUUUUCUUGGAGAAGUUGGUCAUGGCAUUUGGGGAGGCUUAUUGUGCGUCUCCGCAGGAGUAAGUGGCGUUUAUGCGUCAUCUAACAAGUCAACUAGAUCGAUUCUAGUCUGCAUGGUGUUGUCAACAGUGUCUGCCUUCGCAGGCAUAAUUGCUUUUGGGCUGACAGUCGAUGCCGUGGCAAGCGAAGCCAGGAGAAUCAGCUGCGCUCCUGCAGUCCCAACCCAACCACCUACGACUACAACCAUUGUAUGCAGAUAUGAUUAUAAAACGAUGCACGUUGCAGUUGAUUCUGUUUUGCUCCUGUUUGAAUUAUUGUUGAUAAGCGCCUGUGUGUUAACAGCAUAUUUGGCCACGAAAGCCGUGUGGCCGGUGGACCUAGGCCGUUUUGGUCAAACAUUCCCUACAGAGGCAACGAUCAGUGGAAAUGGACCAGCCGUUUCAAAUGGGCCCACCCUUGCAACAGAACCUGCAAAUGAAGAGCGAGAUCCAGAAAUGCAACCUGUGAGCACUAACGGGACAGCUGUCUCCUUUAAGAAGGAGUCUGAAACGAAUUCUGUCAAAACUAAUUCAGAAGAAAAUAAAAACGACACUGGCAAAACGGAGGAUAUUAAUUCCGCAUCGAUAAAAGUCGAUAUCGAAGAAGAAACAUGGCGCAUUUAAAGAACAUGGGGAUAAAUUUUACACAAACUCCGACGACUGAGAUUUAAAAUAGCCCGGGUGUGUUCUUUGAUGGAUGAGUAUUAUAAAAUUGUGAAGACCUCACUGUUUUAAAUUCUCAAGAUGUUGGAGAAUCCACCACUGCCUUGUGAUACAUAUCUCCAAUAUAAAGAUUUGCCACGCAGGUUUUUUCAUGUCUUUUAACGUCGCCCUCUCGUCCAUCAUACACAUCCUGCUGAGAAUAGAAUCCGGAUGAUGACUCAGUUUGACUGAUUCAAUUUUAAUUAAACUGAAAAUUAACAAUAUGGAAAUUUGCCGGUGCUCCUUCUUUUUAAAAAUAACUGUUUCAAUAAUAACUAUAAUUGCUAUUGCGUUAUCAAUCGUUUGUCCCAACUAGCACAAUUGUUGUUUUUAAUUAUUGUAAAGAUGUAGUGUUUUAUAAUGAAAUUUACAGCACUUGAUUUGCACACAAAUCAGGCUUGCCUGAGAAAACUUCACCAUCCUGAUAUGGGACUUCAAAAGGUACAGAACCAAGGAAACAAUUUACAGUUGGGCAUGCCAUGAAGAUAUUAUUUACAUCCUCAGGCACACAUUUUACAUUGCACAUUGUACAAAGCGCCCCGGUGUUACCCUCCUCCAGGGUGGCAGAUAUUUUAGGUAAAUUUUCCAAAAGCCAGAGAACCAAAUGACCGUCUAUGUAUUUAAAGACAUGUGUGACUAUCUUGUGAAAAAUCAAUCU
Messenger RNA from Lingula anatina, 2127 nucleotides. RefSeq lists its product as uncharacterized. The record is from RefSeq and is a predicted model, not a curated record. Gene Ontology annotation, cellular component: membrane. Lineage: Eukaryota; Metazoa; Brachiopoda; Lingulata; Lingulida; Lingulidae.